Symbiodinium pilosum is the source of this 1842-nucleotide messenger RNA. NCBI's taxonomy places the organism in Eukaryota, Dinophyceae, Suessiales, Symbiodiniaceae. The record is from the annotation of a GenBank genome assembly.
GAGAUGGUCUUUACAGAUGGCUGGGGAGGGACUCCUUCCAGGUUCCAGCAGGCGUCCACCGUAAAGAAUGACAUGGCAAACACUGGUCCGGCUUUGCUUCGAAAGUCGAAGUCUGACAGCGCUCUGCACGGGCUUUCUCCGAAAGCAUCCUCGGAGAAUGUACGUGCUGGCAGCACCAUGUUUGGCCUGGCUCGAGCUCAUAGGUCUGGUGCUGUCGUCGCAGGACGCACGGACUUCGUAGAUCAGGGCAAGCUGGUCAAGGAUAUUGACAAGCUGACCAGUGCCCUGGGUGAGGUAAAGACCAUGUUCGAGGGCUUCGAUCCACGACAGUCUCCGAAGAAGAAACCGACCUUCAGUGAUCUACUAGCAGGGGGCAAGGCCCAAAAAAUGGGAGCUGAAGGUGAGGCAGACAAUGACGGCGACGAGGCAAUGCGGGAAGCGCAGGAACGUCUGGCCGAGCGGCUGCAGGCCUACAAGUAUGCGAGGCGCAUCGAGCCAGAGCUGCCCCCACUGGCCCGGUUGCCAUCAAGUGGCAUAGCGCCGAGGAAGCCUUCGCAGACCUUGGUCGUUCGCAACACAACUCCGGAGGCCAUUCGAAUAUGGUUGCCAGCAAAUCGCAAAGAGCGAAUUGCAGCAAUUGCAGAGGAGAGGUCAUACCGCAGACGCUUGUAUCAGAGCCAGCGUGAGCGGAUGGUAGAGGAAGCUGCAGAUGCGCUCAAAGAGGAGAUCGAUCGCAAAGAGCAGCACGCAAAGCAAGCAGUGGAGAGCCGCAAGAUGCAGGCGAAACUGAAGUCCGAAAGCAGGGAUUUUCCGGCUGCGAAGUGGUUCACGCUCAUUUGGGCUGUUGGCUUCUUGCGGCAGAUUCAGCAGGACGAGAAGCAGAGAAAGAUCCCAGUCUUAGAGCGUGUGGAGUACCUGAAGGGAAACGCUGACAAUCUUCUGGUCAAAAGGUCUAAGCUCACGGGCUCUCAAAUGAAGGAGGCCAUGAGGAUGGAGACCGUGGUCCAGAGCCCUGCGGUAUCCAGGCUGUUCACCAGCUAUGUGGCCUCCAUGAAGAUGAAGAGAAAUAUCACCAAAGCCAAAGCCAACGCAAAGAAAGUUUAUCAAGCUUUGCGCAACUGGCAGGUGGCUGGACGUGUCAUCUUCGCCCUGAAGAAUGUCGCGUUCCAGGCAAGAAAGCUGCAGAGAUUCUGGAGAGCAUGCUCUGCGCGCCUGCGGGAGCAACGCGACCGCCUGGCGCAACGCUGGGAGAAGCUGGAGCGACAGGAACUGUCGCAAGAGCUCUCGAAGUGGGAGCGUCCUGCCGGCCAGCGGAACUCUGCCGUCGCUUUGACGUUGGAGGAUAAGAUCUCCAUCGAGCUCACGCCGAAGGCGGUUCGGCUGACUUUCCUGGAGAAUGAGCUCAGGGCAAGAAGAUACUUCUUGCUGCCUGCGAUUGCCAACUGGGAGCAGGAAUGCAUCAAGUGGAAUGCGGAGUAUGCAGCGCGAUUGGAGACGAAGCGGGCGUACCAAGCGCUGGGACAAGAAGAGGGGUUUAUGGAGAAGCCGGAGAAUGCCUUCUCGUUCCCCCCAAGCCGACCCAUGCAUCUGCCACCUGCACAUCCGCUGGGUGAGGCUGCGCGGGGUGCCAUUUGCUCUCUUGGAUGUCCCGGCAGAAGGGGUGACGAGGAGCUCCUUGAAAUGUGGCGGCGAUGCCGACAGGAUCCCACCAGCUGGAAGAAAGUUCCCAGGGCGGGAGCGAAGGAUUUCGUUCUGAAGAAGACGAAAACCGACCGCAGUCUAGCUGAGGACCAGCUUUGCCUGUGUCAAAGAUUGCAACUGCAAGAUCCAAAGCAAAAGUGA